Messenger RNA from Ipomoea triloba (trilobed morning glory), 1835 nucleotides. RefSeq names its product tRNA-splicing endonuclease subunit Sen54. NCBI's taxonomy places the organism in Eukaryota, Viridiplantae, Streptophyta, Magnoliopsida, Solanales, Convolvulaceae. Gene Ontology annotation, biological process: tRNA-type intron splice site recognition and cleavage. Gene Ontology annotation, cellular component: tRNA-intron endonuclease complex. The coding region runs from base 667 to 1317 and encodes 216 amino acids. The transcript has 6 exons. The record is from RefSeq and is a predicted model, not a curated record.
UUUUAUAUUUCCUUUAACAUAGGUUGGAUCCAAAACCAAUGAUGAUGCAAUGUGCCAACAGGGCAACAGUUGCACAUUUUUCACUUCGUUCAUUGGAAUGAAUAAAAUCAUUCUUAGAGCAUCCAUAAUGGAUAAUUUUCUUUUUUAUUUUUUUUGUCAAUUUUUAUUUUACUUUUCAACUAGGAGGGAGAAAAUAAUAUACAAUGGACUAGUGCCAUUCAUUCUGCCAAUAGCCCAUUCCAAAUAUCCAAAAGCCCAAUACAAUUAUACAAAACGCAAAUCUGAAAUUCCUUCUGCUUCUCGCCUUGAGCCCUUGACCAGUUGACCAAGCCUUCUCCAUUCUCAACGAGACCACGACUCCACUCCACAUCCGACGGUUUUCCACUCCCUGUUGUCUCCCUCACGCCUCGGGCCGACGCCCUCGCUCCUCAGUCCUCACAUGCUCAACGGCGACCGUACGGGACUCAGGUACUCAGCGGCUCUACUGACCUCACUUCAGCGUCGCCCGUUCGCGCCUCACCCAAUCAGCCCUCUGCGGCUCUGCCUCACCGAAUUGUAACUCCUCUGCUCAAGAAGAACUUGAAGUUAUCCUCUUCCCUAUUCAACUGUAAUCCAGGCUCUGCCAUUGGUGCCAAUUCCAGCUUAUGGUUUUCCCUUUUGCUAGCUAUGGAAACCGACUGGGCUAGCUUUUCUGAUGGAACGACAGACAAUGAAGAUGGUGUGGAGGACGUAAAUGAAGAUGAAAAUUUUUGUUCAUAUGCAUCCGGUGAUAUACCCAAAUUGCAGUUUAGGAAAGACAUAUCAAAAGCCAAGUGGAUUGCUAAAAUGGGAAUGGCUGAGAUUGUUGAGAGGAAGGGUCGUCUCUGGACAACAACAGGGAUGAUUCGCUAUGGAAAACUCUAUUGUUCCAUUGAAGAGACUUUAUAUUUAGCUGAAAUUGGGGCUAUGCAUCUCCUUGAUAACGACGAUGCAGCCAUUUCUCUUAAAGACAUAUAUAACAAGGUUGCAGAAGCAAAGAAUGGAUGUUCUUGGGAAGCUUUUGAAGCUUACAGGCACUUGAAGUGCCUUGGAUACAUUAUACGACGCCAUGGUAUUCCUUGGACUGUGAAGAGAUCUAAAAUGAGCACUACUGCCGACCAAGACAUAGCAGAAGUUGAUUCAACAGAAUCAGAAGAUGGGCAUCACAUCUCUGAAAUGUUCAGCAGUAUGAGCAUUGAUGAACUUAAACCAGUAUUUGAUGUUUACCCUCCUAAUGCCAAAUUCAGAAAAUCUUCUCCAGAGGCUCUCCACCAUCCAAACAAGGGAUUGAAGAUGUAGAGAGACGCUGCAAUGGCAGUCCUGUGAAAUUAUGCAACGUUGAACAUGGACGUGUCAGUUUCUUCACAUUCAACAGAGUGGAGCUUCCCACUCUUCCCUGAACUACUUGCCAUGGCAACAUAAUAGCUGUGUGUUCUUUGUGGGGGAAAGAAAAGAAGCACAAAUGCAAACGGUACUCCCACUCCUUAGUUUCUUGAUUAUCGCUCCUAGGAGGAGGAAUAUAGCAUUACUCUCUUAGUUUCUUGAUAUCAAAGCUCCUAGGAGGAAUGUAUAUAUCUUACUCUUUUAUUGAAUCCUUACUGGUAAUUGAAGACUAAAGAAUCAAGGCUGAACUAUAAGCAGUCUGUAGCUGCUGUUGAUUGUAUAUCCGCCGUGAGCACAUAGCCUGCAGGCGUAAUAUAUGAAGCAGCCAGAAAGUAAAGGAACGCCACCAAUGAAGAAACUUCAUCUGCUUCUCCCGCGGUGGCUUGAUAACUACAAAAUUUAUGAAAGUUGCCUAUUGAUCUUUCUCGGUUUAA